AUGGGUUCACAUUCAAAGCUCAAAGUAGGAGGAGAUGGUGAAGACAAGAUUAGUCAAUUACCAGAUGGAGUUCUGUUUCACGUGCUCUCCUUCUUGCCAACCAAACAUGCUGUGAGGACCAGCAUUCUCUCUACAAGGUGGAAGAACAUAUGGGCUUCUGUUCACUGUCUAGACUUGGAACACUACUACUGUGAUGAACGUAGGUCUCGUCAUGCUGACAUUCAAAGAUUUCGUCUCCAUUAUCACUGCUUUUCUGAGGAUUUAUCUCGUAUUGAUGGUUGGAUCCGCACUGCUAUUCGCCGUAAUGUUGUUGAACUUGACCUUUGUGUUAGGUUACAGGGGGACAACGUAGAAAAGAUUGAGUUGCCUAAAACUAUCUUUCUGUGCAAAACACUGGUGGUAUUGAAAUUGAAUCUGAAAUCAAAUUGCUUUAUCUAUGCUCCUCCUGAGUCGGGGUGUUUCCCCAAUCUCAAGGUCCUCCAUAUCGGAGUCGAUUGUCCUGAUAAGGAGUUUAUGGAAAAACUUUUUACAUUCUUCCCUUUACUUGAAGACUUGACUAUAGAUGGAUAUUUGUCAAGUGCUAUAAGUGGUACGUUUAAGCUUUUUGUGCCUGAAUUAAAGAGGUUAAGCAUAGAAGUUGACUCUAAUAUGAGUUACGAGGACCCUUAUGAGUACUACUUCUCUAUCAAUGCCCCAAAGCUUGAAUUCCUCAACCUCAAAGUGUAUUUAUUGCCGAGUAUUAUAUUUGACAAUGCAACGUCCCCGGUGAAAGCUGUUGUGAAUUUCGAUCACCAUGAUUCAAUUGAACAUGAGCACUAUUGGGACAGUGCAACCACAAUACUGGCAGCAAUUUCCAAUGUUCAACAUCUAUCUCUUUCAGUACAUACUUUCGAUGCUUCUUGUAUACCUGAUUUUGAUAAUCUGAUCCAUUUGAAGCUGGUUCUUCAUGACUGCCAUCACUGGGAAGUGCUGGCAGAGCUACUCCAUAGAACACCUAAUCUAGAACGUCUUGUCUUGGAACAUAAUGAAGACAUGUACUGUAAGCCGGACCGUGAAGUAGACUCAGACAAGGAAAGAUAUUUAGCGGACAAAGCAAACUCAGAGGACAAAGAAAACUCUGAGAAUGAAGAAACUUCAGAGGAUGAAUUAAACUCGGAGCAUUUUUCAAAGGAUGUCGUGAAACAUAAUGAAGACAUGUACUGUAAGUCGGACCGCGAAGUAGACUCAGACAAGGAAAGAUAUUUAGCGGACAAAGCAAACUCAGAGGACAAAGAAAACUCUGAGAAUGAAGAAACUUCAGAGGAUGAAUUAUAUUCGGAGCAUUUUUCAAAGGAUGUCGUGAAACAUAAUGAAGACGUGUAUUGUAACUCAGACUGCGAAGUCUCAGACGAGGAAAGAUAUUUAGCGGACAAAGCAGACUCAGAGGACACAGAAAACUCUGAGAGUGAAGAAACUUCAGAGGAUGAAGAAUACUCGGAUCAUCCUUAUUCAGAGGAUGAGGAAAUACUCUGA
Fragaria vesca subsp. vesca is the source of this 1512-nucleotide messenger RNA. Its product is annotated as F-box/FBD/LRR-repeat protein At5g22660-like. NCBI's taxonomy places the organism in Eukaryota, Viridiplantae, Streptophyta, Magnoliopsida, Rosales, Rosaceae. The transcript has 6 exons. The record is from RefSeq and is a predicted model, not a curated record. The coding region runs from base 1 to 1512 and encodes 503 amino acids. Gene Ontology annotation, molecular function: protein binding.